Aaosphaeria arxii CBS 175.79 is the source of this 1101-nucleotide messenger RNA. RefSeq lists its product as uncharacterized. NCBI's taxonomy places the organism in Eukaryota, Fungi, Ascomycota, Dothideomycetes, Pleosporales. Bases 1 to 1101 code for a protein of 366 amino acids. The transcript is spliced from 5 exons. The record is from RefSeq and is a predicted model, not a curated record.
AUGACCGCGCGCGGGAGCGAGGCUGAUAAAGAGGAGAUCACCGAGUUUGUGAACACGUUCAAGGAGACCAUGACGGCCCUAAAGACAGCAGCAGCCGCGAUUGCGACUGUGUCCGUGGUCAUCAAUGGGCACAGGGGCGUAAUCGAGGCUGAGACCGAAAUCGUAGUAGCACUUGUCGUACCACCCGCCGUUCGUAAUCGCGAUUGUCAAGCGGCAUUCCGGGCGCCCUCUCGGCAACCAAGGGCGCGUAAGUAUGAGAUAACGGACAUGGACACGACGGUCGUGACGAAUGGCCUCGAAGACGAGACAGCCAAUAUUGACGUCUUCAGGCAAGAGAGCAACGAGCGGAUCUUCAACGACUACCCGUGUUCGGGUCCGAUAUUCAACGAGCUCUCGAAGCAGACCAGAGCCCUGAUUAAGUGGACGAUCAUGAACAGGGCCGUGGCGGUCUACGGCCUACAUCUACUGCAGGGACACGGCCGGGAGCAGAUGCACUCGCCGACGGCCGCGAAUGAACUGUGCUCGGUAAUCGACCUUCACGCUUCCGUCAACUACGUGGCCUCCCUCAAAAGGUACUAUUCGACCGAACACGGAAUUGGAGACCACCAUUAUCGACAAGGAUUAUCGCACUCUUUGAAUUACUACACGGUCAAAUGCCCAACGCACUACACCAUGUCGCAAGAAACAGUCGAGGACCCUGACAUGUGGAAAGGUGGAUUCCAGGAAGAAGUAACUGGACUCAAGGAAGAAAUAACCGAGCUCGAGGAAGCACCCGAGCUCAAGAGUGAAGUAACCAAACUUGAGGAUGUGACGGAACUUGAGGAAGUGACGGAACUUGAGGAAGUGACGGAACUCGAGGGGAACUUGACCAAGUUCAAGGAGAAAGCCAUCGAGCCCAAGACGGAAGUGACUGAUCUUAAGGGGGAACAGAUCAACCUUGAGGAGAAAGUGACGGAGCUGCGGAAAGGUCAUGGUGGAAACAUCACGGGUCAGUUUAGUCACUUGAUGAUCAAAUCAAUGCUCCCGAGAGAUCUGAAUUUGAAGCGAAAGGAACACGAAAGAACUCCUUCCAGCAAGCAGAAAAAGAGAAGGAUGGGCUAG